Messenger RNA from Peromyscus maniculatus bairdii (prairie deer mouse), 579 nucleotides. RefSeq names its product olfactory receptor 4F3/4F16/4F29-like. Gene Ontology annotation, molecular function: G protein-coupled receptor activity; olfactory receptor activity. The record is from RefSeq and is a predicted model, not a curated record. NCBI's taxonomy places the organism in Eukaryota, Metazoa, Chordata, Mammalia, Rodentia, Cricetidae. Gene Ontology annotation, biological process: G protein-coupled receptor signaling pathway. Gene Ontology annotation, cellular component: membrane.
AUGGAAGGUGUAAAUCAGUCUGUGGUGUCAGAGUUUGUGUUCCUGGGACUCACCAACUCUUGGAAUAUCCAACUAUUCCUUUUUGUGUUCUCCACCACAUUUUAUGUAGCAAGCAUGAUGGGAAACUCCCUCAUCGUGUUCACUGUGGCUUCUGACCCUCACUUACACUCUCCCAUGUACUUUCUGUUGGCUAACCUCUCCUUCAUUGAUUUGGGUAUUUCUUCUGUCACUUCCCCCAAGAUGAUUUGUGACCUGUUCAGAAAGCAUAAAGUCAUUUCCUUUAGAGGUUGUGUCACUCAGAUCUUCUUCAUCCAUGUCAUUGGUGGUGUGGAGAUGGUGUUGCUCAUAGCCAUGGCCUUUGACAGAUAUGUAGCCAUAUGUAAACCUCUCCAUUACUUGACCAUUAUGAGCCCAAAGAUGUGCAUCUUGUUUUCAGUGGCCUCCUGGGUGGUUGGUCUUAUGCACUCUCUGGUUCAACUGGCUUUUGUAGUAAACUUACCAUUCUGUGGACCAAAUAUAUUGGACAGCUUCUACUGUGACUUUCCUCGGUUCAUCAAACUUGCUUGCACAGACACAUAC